Messenger RNA from Euleptes europaea (tarantolino), 1779 nucleotides. RefSeq names its product leucine rich repeat containing 47 (gene LRRC47). The record is from RefSeq and is a predicted model, not a curated record. The coding region runs from base 1 to 1779 and encodes 592 amino acids. Gene Ontology annotation, biological process: phenylalanyl-tRNA aminoacylation. The transcript has 7 exons. NCBI's taxonomy places the organism in Eukaryota, Metazoa, Chordata, Lepidosauria, Squamata, Sphaerodactylidae. Gene Ontology annotation, molecular function: RNA binding; protein binding; phenylalanine-tRNA ligase activity.
AUGGCGGAGGAGGAGGAGGAGGACGGCGCCUGGCCGGAGGUGACGGGCUCCGGCCGGCGGGAGCUGAGCCUGUCGGCGGGGCCGGAGCUGGAGCGGCGGGUGGCGGCGGCCGGGGGCGUCCUGCCGCCGGCGCUGGGCCGGCUGGGGGCGUCGCUGCGGUCGCUGGAGGUGCGCGGCGGCUGCCCUGGCCUGCGGGAGCCGGGCCCGGCCUUGGGGCGGCUGACGGCGCUGCACACCCUGGCCUUGCCCGGCUGCGGGCUGGGCCCGGCGGGGCUGGCGCGGGCGGCGGGGCUGUUCCCGGCCACGCUGCGCAUCCUCGACCUCUCGGGCAACGCGCUGGAGGAGCUGCCCGCCGAGCUGGGCGGCGCCGGCGAGGCCGGGGCGGGCGAGGCCGGGGCGGGCGGCGCCCUGCCCGAGCUGCGGCUGCUCAACCUGCGCCGCAACCGCCUGCGCCAGCUGGGGGCCGGCCUGGCCCGCCACGCCCCGGCCCUGCAGGAGCUGCUCCUGGGCGGCAACGGCCUGCGCGCCCUCCCCGGCGGCCUCCUGCCCGCGCCCGGCCGCAGCCCGCCUUUGCCCCUGCUCGCCACUCUCGAGGCGGCCGGCAACGAGCUGGAGGAGCUGGGGCCCCAGAUCGCCCACCUGGCCGGACUCAAGACGUUGGAUGUCUCUAAUAACAAACUGUCUGAAAUCCCUGUGGAGUUAGCGGACUGUCCAAAGCUGAAAGAUGUCAACCUGAAAGGCAAUUUCCUAAAAGACAAACGUCUCGAGAAGAUGGUGAACGGCUGCCAAACGAAAUCCAUCUUGGAGUAUUUGCGAGUCGGGGGCCGGGGGAGCGGCAAAGGGAAAGGAAAACAGGAGGGCGCAGAGAGAGAGGAGGCGCGGCGGAAGAAGAGGGAGAAGCCGAAGAAAAAAGCCAACAGCGAUUCGGAGGAUGAUGAGGCGGAAGAGGUCCAGAAGCUGAUGGUCAAAGUGCUCCACAUCUCUGAGAACCCAGCGCCAGUGAUCGUAAAAGCCGACCCAGCAGUCAAAGACGUCCGCCCCUAUAUUGUGUGCUGUGUGGUGAAAGGAAUGGACUUCCAGACAGGCAAUGCUUUGAAGAGGUUUCUUUCUGUUCAGACCAAACUCCACGAAGACGUCUGUGACAAAAGGACAACAGCCACCAUCGCCACGCACGAUUUGCGGCUGAUCAAAGGUCCUCUCCUGUAUGACGCUCGACCUCCUGAUGAUUUGAAGAUCUCUCCCUUGGGCCGGAAAGAGAUCAAGGCAAAGGACCUCCUUCGCCAACUGCAGCUAGAAGCCGACGAGCAGAGGAAGCAGAAGAAGAGGCAGAAUAUUUCUGGGCUGCACAGGUACCUCCGGUUACUAGACGGGAAAGAGAAUUACCCCUGCCUAAUAGAUGCUGAGGGUGCUGUGAUUUCAUUCCCACCAAUCACAAACAGUGAGAAGACAAAGCUUGGAAAAACGACCUCGGAUAUCUUUCUAGAGGUGACAAGUGCCACCAGCCUGCAGAUCUGUAAAGACGUAAUGGACACGCUCCUUCUGAAAAUGGCAGAGCUCCACAAGUUCACAGCCGAGAAUAAGGAUGGGGAAGUGAAUUCUGAUCCCAAAUCAAACGAGAUUCUCCACUGCGAAAACUCGGGCGCCAAAACAAUUCCCAAGAAUUCCCCUCUGAUCCUGGAACAAGUUCGGGUUGUGGAUACAGACGGCAACUUAAAGGUCCUCUACCCUUCGAAAACUGAUCUCAGCACGGUCUCAUCGCUCCUCACUGUAAUUCAUUAA